Messenger RNA from Homo sapiens (human), 11801 nucleotides. RefSeq names its product transmembrane protein 181 (gene TMEM181). Gene Ontology annotation, cellular component: membrane. NCBI's taxonomy places the organism in Eukaryota, Metazoa, Chordata, Mammalia, Primates, Hominidae. Gene Ontology annotation, molecular function: toxic substance binding. The transcript has 11 exons. The record is from RefSeq and is a predicted model, not a curated record. Bases 135 to 1046 code for a protein of 303 amino acids.
GAGUUUUCCGCGGCCGGCCGCUGCUCAGCCGCUGUCGCUCCGGCUCCGGCUGCGGCUGCCGCUGCCGAGGCUGCUGCGCGGCGCCUGGCGGGCUCGGGACGCGCGGGCCGGGGCCGAGGGCUCUGGGCGCCGAGAUGGAGCCGCUGGCGCCCAUGCGGCUCUACACGCUCUCCAAGCGCCACUUUGUCCUCGUGUUUGUCGUCUUCUUCAUCUGCUUUGGCCUGACCAUCUUCGUUGGGAUCAGAGGACCUAAAGUGAUCCAGACUUCUGCGGCUAAUUUUUCACUAAAUAAUAGCAAAAAGCUAAAGCCAAUUCAAAUACUUUCAAAUCCACUGUCUACAUACAAUCAGCAACUAUGGCUGACAUGUGUUGUUGAGUUGGAUCAAUCAAAAGAAACUUCUAUUAAGACAAGCUUUCCCAUGACUGUUAAAGUCGAUGGUGUAGCUCAAGAUGGAACCACGAUGUACAUUCAUAACAAAGUUCACAACCGGACAAGGACCCUCACAUGUGCAGGGAAAUGUGCGGAGAUUAUUGUGGCUCACCUUGGCUACCUGAACUACACUCAGUAUACAGUGAUAGUGGGAUUUGAACACCUGAAGCUCCCCAUCAAGGGAAUGAACUUCACAUGGAAGACUUAUAACCCUGCCUUCUCCCGGUUGGAAAUCUGGUUCCGGUUUUUCUUUGUGGUGCUCACCUUCAUCGUCACUUGCCUGUUUGCGCAUUCCCUCCGGAAAUUUUCCAUGAGAGACUGGGGCAUCGAGCAGAAGUGGAUGUCUGUUCUCCUGCCUCUGCUGCUACUUUACAAUGAUCCGUUCUUCCCCCUCUCCUUCCUGGUCAACAGCUGGCUCCCAGGGAUGCUGGAUGACCUCUUUCAGUCCAUGUUCCUGUGCGCCCUGCUGCUCUUCUGGCUGUGCGUGUACCACGGGAUUCGUGUCCAGGGAGAAAGAAAGUGUUUAACUUUCUAUUUGCCUAAAUUCUUCAUUGUUGGACUAUUGUGGUUGGCUUCUGUUACGCUAGGAAUAUGGCAAACACGAAUAGGAGGGUGACUUUAGUCACAGGCUGCUCAAAAACACAGGCUGCAGAGAACAGGAUUUGGAUUGGCAAACUCAUUGUACCCUCAUGUCACACUCCUUCUUUGCUCCUACCUUGGAGCAUUUUGGCUGGGAGGCAAAACCCCAAUGCUAUUACAGGCAGUCCCCUUACCCCUCAUUCCACACCCACUACCCAGAAACUGAAGCCUCAUGACCCGCUUUGAGGAAAAAUAUCCCGUCCUGGUUUUCUGUGUUCCAGUCGGCCUUCCAAACACAUCCUCCCCCUGGGACACAGACUUCAGGCCAGCCUGUAUUACGUCAGGUUGCUAGUUGCCCUUUUCUGGGAGACUCCCAAUGACUGUGCCCUCUCUGCUUAAAGACUGUAGAGGCAACUGGUGUUCUCACGCAAAGUGGCCAGGGUGUGGGAGACUAGAUCUUUGACUCUGGCAGUCUCCAGGACUGUAUGCAAGGCCAGGCCCAGGUGGGCAUACUGGCAAAGGCUUUUGGGAACCCGGCUAGGGAGGAAGUAGGGAGCAUCCGUUUCCAUGAUGAUUCUCUCCAGUGGGAUCUGCCUCAGCACUUCCCGGGCUUCUCAGGUGGAGGAGUACGUCAGGACUGCCAUGAGGCCCACCGACGUUGGGAAAGUACUUCAGCAGGGGUUCCAUGGCCAGGUAGCUGCAGUGAAGCAAUGCUUGUGUAUCUUGUAGUCAGAGAACACACAUUUUCUCAUGGUGUCCAGCAGAUCCUCGUCAGCUUGCUGGCAGAGGAUCACCAAAGCUUCUCUAGAGACGCAGCCAGCUCAAGCUGUCUCUUAAAUACCUUGUGAUGUUCUGGGACAGGCAUGGUGCACUUGUAGGAGUAAUUGAAGCCUGUUUCUCCAAAUGCCACAGUCGUGGGGUGCCUUAAGGCUUGUAAAAGAUUUCUUUCCUGACUCUUAUUGUAGUAACAUGGAAAAUGAGGGUGACAGCCAAAGGCCCCCCAGACCAGAUUCUCUUUCAACAGCUCCCCCCGUAGGCAAUUUGUCAGGGUGAGGGUGGCAGAGGUCAGAGAUGCAACCCUGAAAUUCCUUAGAGAAGGAGCUGCUGUAAAUUCUUCUGAACUUAGUCAAGGUCCCUUUGAAAGACAACUUGGAAUACAGCAUAUCCAAAUGACAGUGGGUAUCAGUGAAGCCCUGCUCUAGGCUUGGCUCCCAGUGGCUCUUUGGCAGGGAGCUGGAUGUGUGUCCUCCACAAGGACACAGAGGCAUCUCCUCUUGGAAUGUUCUUCUUUGCUUCACCUCUUUUCCUCCCGAGCUUCUGGAGAAGUGAAAUGAGUGAGAAUUCUGGGAGCUGCCUUCCUCUGAGGCCUCCACAUCUCUGGAGACGUUAUGGGCGCUCACUGCAGAGUUGGGGGAAGAAUCACUCAGGCACUCGGGCUGCUCCUCCCAGCCUGUGCUGCGUCAUUGCUGCUGCUGCUCACAGACAGGUAGCCGGCAGGCUUGGGGCUGCUGGUGCACUAGCUGACAUACUCACACCAAGGACUACUGUAAAAAUGAGGCAGGUACAUGACAUAGUAGUGAAGGAAGAAGGCUCUGGAAUGGCUGAGGGUUUCAGUGGGACGGGUUCCUCCUGAGAGAAUCUGACCGUGGAGAUCUCCAGAUCAGACCAGUUGCUUCCUGAAGAGGGGUGCUCCAUCACCACCUCCCUAUCUUUAUGCUUUCGGAUUUCUAAAUGAGAGAGUCAUCCAGAAACUCGAGGGGUGGAGAGCAUUUGUCAGUGACUGUCCUUUGGUCCCCAAGGGGCUCCUCAGUGGGUUUCUCCUGAGGGUCUGUGACUACUCUCCUGUCACAGAAGCUGCUCCUCUCUGGCACUGUCUUGUCCUUCUCCACUGACCUCUGGGAUUGACUAUCCUUCUCAGCAGGGGUGACUGUGACACUCCUGGCUGUUCCUUCUCAGUCUUGGCUGGUCCUUCACUCCUAGCUGGUCCUUCUCCACAACUGGGACACUCUGCUAUGCUUGGUUUUGAACUAGUGACAGCCUCUCCCUUCCUUUUCGGCAUUGAUUUCCCUGGAUGCCCUGGUUAGCCUCCAGGUAGAUCAUUGUGGAGCCCUGAUGUCGAAGUCUAUCCGUCUUCCUUUUCUGGACCUUGUUGGGUUCCUCAGUCGUAUCAUUCUGACUCUCAGCUUCAGUUGCAAAUUAAGAGUUCAUGGAGUUACGAGAACUAUCUUUGGAAUCAGCCUUAAAGCUGCAGGCUUCCUUUUCUAGAGAAGCUAUUUCUUCUAGAAAGGGAUUGGUAGGAUGUGGAGGGGUUCCCCCUGACGAAAGGACUCCCUGAGUGCUCUGAAUCAGGCAGCCUUUGGUGGCGGCCCCGCCCACACCUGUGCCCGAGGAAUGCCGGGGAGGAAUGUAAGAGUUAAAGAAAGGAAAGAAACAGGAAAAGCGGCUCAACAGUCAAAGACAGGUUUGUUUUGGACAAUAAACCUGAGAGGGCCUUCUGGCCGAGUUAGGUCAGAGUCACUCUCUCUUACAGGCUAAGAGUAUUUAAGGGUUCAGGGCAGAAGAGGUUAUCACAGGCUUGGAAUGUUUCUGUAUCUCUUCGCCUUGCUUAUCUGGGAGGGGGAGGUUUUGUGUCUGUUCCCAUACAACUCCCUGCAGCUGCAGGGAUACCCCCCCCACCUCCUAGUCUGCUUUUAGCUUGUCUAUCUUAGCGCAUUUAAAGGGAAAGGAAUGUGCUUAUUAGGGCCUACUUUUUUACUGGGGCCCAUUUUUGGGGGCCCAUUUACACUCCCAAAACAUGAGUGUGAAGUUCGGUGGUUACCCAAGAGACUUGGGUGCCCAGCUGUGCCCAGCUGUCUUAUCUGUGUUUUACUGUCUACUCUUUCUGGCUGCUUUUUGUUAGAAGUGAUUUCCUUGAAACGUAAGAAGUUAGAAAGGGAGCUGGAACUGAAAAUGGGGGUGUUUGUCCAAGAUGACGGUGCUCCUGCUCUGUCAUUCCAGACCCUAUAGUUAUAAAAGGACCAGGGGCGACGUGUUCUUUCUGGUUACUUCCUGCUGGGUGGGAGAGGUAGAGAGUCCCUUGGUCUCGGAUUGACUGCGGGAGCAAUGCCGUCUGUAGAUGUUUUGGAUAGUUGUCUGUGAAAUAGCCAUGCUCCUGUCAGUUAAGAAUCUUUGAAAAAGGUUAAUUAGGCAGGGUAAAAACAUUAGUCCUAGGCUUAUUAUUAGGAGAGGGCCCAGGAAUGGGAUGACCCAUGGUAUGCUUUUUGUUCCCAAACCAAUAAUUCAUUUGGUUGUUUUGGUAUUCGCUUAGCAUUUUAGCCCUUUGUUUGAGAUUUUUAGCAGCCUCUCUUACGAGACCUGAUUGGUUGAGAUAGAAGCAACAUUUCUUUCCCAAUGAGAGGCAGAGGCACAUGUUUGGAAAGACCCAUGUGUUAUUUUUUAUUAGUAACUGUUAUUCCUGCUGUAAGGAUAGUAAUUAAGCAAAAUGCUACGGUAAUUGAGAUUGUCUGUCUGAUAUCCUACCCUCAGGGUGCUGCAGUACAUAGUCCUACUGCAAAUAGUCCAGUAAAGCAGUUCCCGCAAGGGUGGCAUGGUAAAUAAUUUCCAUAAAAAAGCUUUAAUAUUUGGCUUAAAAGGAGAGGUAGAAAUGACAAAAAGUACUUGGUGAGGUAAGAGUGAGACUGAGUCAGAUGAGUAAUUGUCACUCAGUUAGUUAUUUUUUAUGAUUUUCAACUUAAGAUUUCUUAUUUCUUUACAUUGAUAUUUAGGACGUUCCUCUGGGCUGUUGGGAUUGCUUCCUCAGCUUUUCAGGCUUUGACUUGAGUGUGAUGUAUGCAGGGGUUGAUUCCUGUAACAGAUGUAAUUUAAACUGUCGAAAACCAUAAAAAUUGAAAAACAUCAGUCAAGACUAGAAUUUAACAGGUGUGCUAUAGUUUUUGAAACCUAAUUUUCUCUCUCCAGUUUACCAUUUUUAUUAAAAGACAAAUCAUAAUAGGACUGGUUUGCUUUAUUAUACUUGGCUUAUUUAUUUGUAUACAGUGCAGCAAGAGUAAUUAUUUGCUACAUACACCUUUUAAAUUGGCUUUGAUGGAACUUUUUUCCAUAGAAGGAAUCAGAUAAGACUUUCCAAAGCCAAACCCAGCCAUGGAUUUGUACCAUUAAAUACCUAUGAGUUGGGUGAAUUCCUUUCCUCUUGAGGUUUCAAGAUAACUUGGGGUUCCUGGCCUGUCAAAGUGACAUGCUUUGCUUAGCACAGGUCAGAAACUCUGUACAGGGACUGUGUACACAGAAUAUGAGACCAGUUUCCAAGGGCUUUCUUGGCUUCCUAAGUCAAGUUCGAUUCCUUAAAGGAGAGCACACCAUUCCAGUGAAAGCCUUGGCAGAAUAACCAGUUUCUCCAAUUGUGUUCUGUUACGCAAGAAAAUAUAUUCUUACCGCACUGAUGCACACAACUAUAUUGUUGUGGUUUAAGAAUACUUAUAACUAGUUUUCAAAUUCUAGAGGAACUAGGCAGAGAGAAACAAACAUCUUUAAAUCCUAAUAUUUACAGGAGUAUAUUUAGUUUAAGACAAGUUUCCUUGACUCUGGAAAAUAAAAUAAGGAUUGGCAGUGUCCUGUUCGGAUACAAUCAGAAACACAAUUGACAAAUAAAUUUGGUUAUUUCUGUGGUUUACAGUAACCCAACAUAACCUUACUUGUGAUUAAUAGCACAUAUUUAGAUACUAGAACCUUAGACAUCCCAUACAGUUUUAGAACAUAUGUUAAUAUUAUUCCCUCAAAUAAAACCUAUUGGACAUUAUCUUGACAAUUUCAUGUACCUAAACAUGUUAAAUAAUCCUGUUUACCUCUUUUCUGGAUGCUCCAGGGGCCUUCUGCAGCACCCAAAGGCCGGGGGUUAGGAAAGACAACCUUGAGACUAAAGUUUGAUUUGGGGAAGCCUGUUAAAUAUGUUGAAAAUUUGAAACACUUGAUAGUAUGAAAUAGAACUUUAGAUUACCAUUAAGUUUUUGCUUCGCCAAAAUGAUGAGUUAAACAUUUGAAAGCAAAAACCAUUCCUCAUCCUUUUUAUUACAUAAAAAUCCUCUUUAAGAGAGAAAGUUGAAUUUUAUCCUUGCAUUCGUUUGCUAUUAAUAUUAACCCUAAUUUUUAAUGAAACCUUAUAGACAAUCCUAUUUAAAAAAAAUUUUUUUUUAAUUACACUUUAAGUUCUAGGGUACAUGUGCACAACGUGCAGGUUUGUUACAUAUGUAUACAUGUGCCAUGUUGGUGUGCUGCACCCAUUAACGCAUCAUUUACAUUAGGUAUAUCUCCUAAUGCUGUCCCUCCAACCUCCCCCCACCCUACGACAGGCCCUGUUGUGUGAUGUUCCCCACCCUGUGUCCAAGUGUUCUCAUUGUUCAUUUCCCACCUAUGAGUGAGAGUAUGUGGUAUUUGGUUUUCUGUGCUUGGCGAUAGUUUGCUCAGAAUGAUGGUUUCCAGCUUCAUCCAUGUCCCUGCAAAGGACAUGAACUCAUCCUUUUUUAUGGCUGCAUAGUAUUCCAUGGUGUAUAUGUGUCACAUUUUCUUAAUCCAGUCUAUCAUUGAUGAACAUUUGGGUUGGUUCCAAGUCUUUGCUGUUGGGAAUAGUGCUGCAAUAAACAUACGUGUGCAUGUGUCUUUAUAGUAGCAUGAUUUGUCAUCCUUUGGGUAUAUAUCCAGUAAUGGGAUGGCUAGGUCAAAUGGUAUUUCUAGUUCUAGAUCCUUGAGGAAUUGCCACACUGUCUUCCACAACGGUUGAACUAGUUUACACUCCCACCAACAGUGUAAAAGUGUUCCUCUUUCUCUACAUCCUCUCCAGGACCUGUUGUUUCCUGACGUUUUAAUGAUUGCCAUUCUAACUGGUGUGAGUUGAUAUCUCAUUGUGGUUUUGAUUUGCAUUUCUCUGAUGGCCAGUGAUGAUGAGCAUUUUUUCAUGUGUCUUUUGGCUGCAGAAAUGCCUUCUUUUGAGAAGUGUCUGUUCAUAUCCUUCACCCACUUUUUGAUGGGAUUGUUUGAUGCUUUCUUGUAAAUUUAAGUUCUUUGUAGAUUCUGGAUAUUAGCCCUUUAUCAGAUGAGUAGAUAGCAAAAAUUUUCUGCCAUUCUGUAGGUUGCCUGUUCACUCUGAUGGCAAUUUCUUUUGCUGUGCAGAAGCUCUUUAGUUUAAUUAGAUCCCAUAUGUCUAUUUUGGCUUUUGUUGCCAUUGCUUUUGGUGUUUUAGUCAUGAAGUCCUUGCCCAUGCCCAUGUCCUGAAUGGCAUUGCCUAGGUUUUCUUCUAGGGUUUUUAUGGUUUUAGGUCUAACAUUUAAGUCUUUAAUCCAUCUUGAAUUAAUUUUUGUAUAGGGUGUAAGGAAGAGAUCCCAUUUCAGCUUUCUACAUAUGGCUAGCCAGUUUUCCCAGCACCAUUUAUCAAAUAGGGAAUCCUUUCCCCAUUUCUUGUUUUUGUCAGGUUUGUCAAAGAUCAGAUGGUUGUAGAUGUGUGAUAUUAUUUCUGAGGGCUCUGUUCUGUUCCCUUGUUCUACAUCUCUGUUUUGUUACCAGUACCAUGCUGUUUUGGUUACUGUAGCCUUGUAGUAUAGUUUAAAGUCAGGUAGCAUGAUGUUCCAGCUUUGUUCUUUUUGCUUAGGAUUGUCUUGGCAAUGUGGGCUCUUUUUUGGCUCCAUAUAAACUUUAAAGUAGUUUUUUCCAAUUCUGUGAAGAAAGUCCUUGGUAGCUUAAUGUGGAUGGCAUUGAAUCUAUAAAUUACCUUGGGCAGUAUGGCCAUUUUCACGAUAUUGAUUCUUCCUAUCCAUGAGCAUGGAAUGUUCUUCCAUUUGUUUGUGUCCUCUUUUAUUUCGUUGAGCAGUGGUUUGUAGUUCUCCUUCAAGAGGUCCUUCACAUCCCUUGUAAGUUGGAUUCCUAGGUAUUUUAUUCUCUUUGAAGCAAUUGUGAAUGGGAGUUCACUCAUGAUUUGGCUCUUUGUUUGUCUGUUAUUGGUGUAUAGGAAUGUUUGUGAUUUUUGCACAUUGAUUUUGUAUCCUGAGACUUUCCUAAAGUUGCUUAUCAGCUUAAGGAGAUUUUGGGCUGAGACGAUGGGGUUUUCUAGAUAUACAAUCAUGUCAUCUGCAAACAGGGACAAUUUGACUUCCUUUUUUCCUAAUUGAAUACCCUUUAUUUCUUUCUCCUGCCUGACUGCCCGGGCCAGAACUUCCAAUACUAUGUUGAAUAGGAGUGGUGAGAGAGGGCAUCCCUGUCUUGUGCCAGUUUUCAAAGGGAAUGCUUCCAGUUUUUGCCCAUUCAGUAUGAUAUUGGCUGUGGGUUUGUCAUAAAUAGCUCUUAUUAUUUUGAGAUACGUCCCAUCAACACCUAGUUUAUUGAGAGUUUUUAGCAUGAAGCGCUGUUGAAUUUUGUCAGAGGCCUUUUCUGCAUCUAUUGAGAUAAUCACGUGGUUUUUGUCUUUGGUUCUGUUUAUAUGCUGGAUUACAUUUAUAGAUUUGUAUAUGUUGAACCAGCCUUGCAUCCCAGGGAUGAAGCCAACUUGAUCGUGGUGGAUAAGCUUUUUGAUGUGCUGCUGGAUUCGGUUUGCCAGUAUUUUAUUGAGGAUUUUCACAUCAAUGUUCAUCAGGGAUAUUGGUCUAAAAUUCUCUUUUGUUGUGUCUCUGGCCAGGCUUUGGUGUCAGGAUGAUGCUGGCCUCAUAAAAUGAGUUAGGGAGGAUUCCUUCUUUUUCUAUUGAUUGGAAUAGUUUCAGAAAGAAUAAUAGCAACUCCUCCCUGUACCUCUGGUAGAAUUCGGCUGUGAAUCCGUCUGGUCCUGGACUUUUUUUCGUUGGUAAGCUAUUAAUUAUUGCCUCAAUUUCAGAGCCUGUUAUUGGUCUAUUAAGAGAUUCAGCUUCUUCCUGGUUUCGUCUUGGGAGAGUGUAUGUGUCCAGGAAUUUAUCUAUUUCUUCCAGAUUUUCUAGUUUAUUUGAGUAGAGGUGUUUAUAGUACUCUCUGAUGGUAGUUUGUAUUUCUGUGGGUUCGGUGGUGAUAUCCCCUUCAUCAUUUUUUAUUGCAUCUAUUUGGUUCUUCUCUCUUCUUUAUUAAUCUUGCUAGCGGUCUAUUUUGUUGAUCUUUUCAAAAAACCAGCUCCUGGAUUCAUUGAUUUUUUUGAAGGGUUUUUUUUGUGUCUCUAUCUCCUUCAGUUCUGCUCUGAUCUUAGUUAUUUCUUGCCUUCUGCUAGCUUUUGAAUGUGUUUGCUCUUGCUUCUCUAGUUCUUUUAAUGGUGAUGUUAGGGUGUCAAUUUUAGAUCUUUCCCGCUUUCUCUUGUGGGCAUUUAGUGCUAUAAAUUUUCCUCUACACACUUCUUUAAAUGUGUCCCAGAGAUUCUGGUAUGUUGUGUCUUUGUUCUCAUUGGUUUCAAAGAACAUCUUUAUUUCUGCCUUCAUUUCGUCAUUUACCCAGUAGUCAUUCAGGAGCAGGUUGUUCAGUUCCCAUGUAGUUGUGAGGUUUUGAGUGAGUUUCUUAAUCCUGAGUUCUAAUUUGAUUGCACUGUGGUCUGAGAGACAGUUUGUUAUAAUUUCUGUUCUUUUACAUUUGCUGAGGAGUGCUUUACUUCCAACUAUGUGGUCAAUUUUGGAAUAAGUAUGAUGUGGUGCUGAGAAGAAUGUAUAUUCCAUUGAUUAGGGAUGGAGAGUUCUGUAGAUGUCUGUUAGACCUGCUUGGUGCAGAGCUGAGUUCAAGUCCCGGAUAUCCUUGUUAGCUUUCUGUCUUGUUGAUCUGUCUAAUGUUGACAGUGGGGUGUUAAAGUCUCCCAUUAUUAUUGUGUGGAAGUCUAAGUCUCUUUGUAGGUCUCUAAGGACUUGCUUUAUGAAUCUGGUUGCUCCUGUAUUGGGUGCAUAUAUAUUUAGGAUAGUUAGCUCUUCUUGUUGCAUUGAUCCCUUUACCAUUAUGUAAUGGCCUUCUUUGUCUCUUUUGAUCUUUGUUGGUUUAAAGUUUGUUUUAUCAGAGACUAGGAUUGCAACCCCUGCUUUUGUUGUUGUUGUUGUUGUUGUUUUCCAUUUGCUUGGUAGAUAUUCAUCCAUCCCUUUAUUUUGAGCCUAUGUGUGUCUCUGCACGUGAGAUGGGUCUCCUGAAUACAUCAUACUGAUGGGUCUUGACUCUUUAUCCAAUUUGCCAGUCUGUGUCUUUUAAUUGGGGCAUUUAGCCCAUUUACGUUUAAGGUUAAUAUUGUUAUGUGUGAAUUUGAUCCUGCCAUUAUGAUAUUAGCUGGUUAUUUUGCUUGUUAGUUGAUGCUGUUUCUUCCUAGCAUUGAUGGUCUUUACAGUUUGGCAUGUUUUUGCAGUGGCUGGUACCGUUGUUCCUUUCCAUGUUUAGUGCUUCCUUCAGGAGCUCUUGUAAGGCAGGCCUGGUGGUGACAAAAAUCUCUCAGCAUUUGCUGUCUGUAAAGGAUUUUAUUUCUCCUUCACUUAUGAAGCUUAGUUUGGCUUGAUACGAAACUCUGGGUUGAAAAGUGUUUUCUUUAAGAAUGUUGAAUAUUGGCCCCCACUCUUCUGGCUUGUAGAGUUUCUGCUGAGAGAUCAGCUAUUAUUCUGAUGGGCUUCCCUUUGUGAGUAACCUGACCUUUCUCUCUGGCUGCCCUUAACAUUUUUUCGUUCAUUUCAACCUUGGUGAAUCUGACAAUUAUGUGUCUUGGGGUUGCUCUUCUCAAGGAGUAUCUUUGUGGCGUUCUCUGUAUUUCCUGAAUUUGAAUGCUGGCCUGCCUUGCUAGGUUGGGGAAGUUCUCCUGGGGGAUAAUAUCCUGAAGAGUGUUUUCCAACUUGGUUCCAUUCUCUCUGUCACUUUCAGAUACAACAAUCAAACAUAGAUUUGGUCUUUUCACAUAGUCCCAUAUUUCUUGGAGGCUUUGUUCGUUUCUUUUUACUCUUUUUUCUCUGAACUUCUCUUCUUGCUUCAUUUCAUUCAUUUGAUCUUCAGUUACUGAUACCCUUUCUUCCACUUGAUCGAAUCGGCUACUGAAGCUUGUGCAUGCGUCACGUAGUUCUUAUGCCAUGGUUUUCAGCUCCAUCAGGUCGUUUAAGGUCUUCUCUGUGCUGUUUAUUCUAGUUAGCCAUUUGUCUAAUCUUUUUUCAAGGUUUUUAGCUUCUUGGCGAUGGGUUCGAACAUCCUCCUUUAGCUCGGAGAAGUUGGUUAUUACCGAUCUUCUGAAGCCUACUUCUGUCAACUCGUCAAAGUCAUUCAGAGGAAGGAGUUUUGGAGGAAGGAGAGACCUAGGGAGGGUUUUUUGUUUUGUUUUUGUAAGAGAAGGAUGUUGGCCAGGCGCGGUGGCUCACGCCUAUAAUCCCAGCACUUUGGGAGGCCAGUGCAGGCCGAUCAUGAGGUUAGGAGAUUGAGACCAUCCUGGCCAACAUGGUGAAAUGCCGUCUGUACUAAAAUACAAAAAAUUAGCCAGGCGUGAUGGUACACACCUGUAGUCCCAGCUACUUGGGAGGCUGAGGCAGGAGAAUUACUUGCACCUGGGAGGCAGAGGUUGCAGUGAGCUGAGAUUGCGCCACUGCACUCCAGCCUGGCGACACAGCGAGACUCCGUCUCAAAAAAAAAAAAAAAAAAAAAAGGAGGAUGUCAUGAGGGGUGCAAGGUUGACAUAGAGAGGGUAGAGGAAAGCCUGAGUAUAGGGAACCUCUUGCCAUUUGCCAUUCCUGGUGAUAAAAUUGUCAAGGUCCCUGAGAAUCUGAAAGUUAAAGGGUGCUGUUCUCAGGCAAUUGGCUGUUAUUAUCUUGUUUGUAUUGGGACCAGGCCAUAUUGCAAUAAAAAACUAAACACUUUG